AUGUCGCACCUGCUCUGCGGACGCGUGCACCGGCGCCCGGCUGCGUUUCGCCUGCAGGGCGCCGUAAUUGCCGUCGUGCAGGAAGAACUGCUGGAGCGAGCGGAAUGUGUGGAAGCGGAGUUCAAAGUCGUACCGCUCCAGCAGCGUGUUGUCGUCGGCGAAGCUGUUCAUGCAGGCUACCGCGCGUCCGACCGCCGCCAACUGCGCCGCGUGGCUGGCGGAGCCCCGCCGCACGUUGUCCGCAAUGACGUCCGUCUCCGCGGGGACAUGCAGCCGCGCCAACACCAGCGCCAGCACGCGGCAGAGUGA
Messenger RNA from Trypanosoma grayi, 309 nucleotides. RefSeq lists its product as hypothetical. The record is from RefSeq and is a predicted model, not a curated record. Lineage: Eukaryota; Euglenozoa; Kinetoplastea; Trypanosomatida; Trypanosomatidae. The transcript has a single exon. Bases 1 to 309 code for a protein of 102 amino acids.